AAAACGGCCGCCUUCUAACUCGUAUAUCAGGCUUCUUCAGGUCCGUCUCUUUUCUAAAAAGCCUCAAAUUUCCCUUCACUUCCUCUCUCUCGUCUCGAAUCUAGGGUUUCAUUCUCCGAUCCUCCCCUUGUCGCCAUGGACGCGAUUGAAUCCGUCGUCGAUCCCCUCCGCGAUUUCGCGAAGGACAGCGUUCGCCUCGUCAAGAGAUGCCACAAGCCAGAUCGCAAGGAGUUCACGAAAGUGGCGUUUCGGACCGCGAUCGGAUUCGUUGUUAUGGGAUUCGUUGGGUUCUUCGUCAAGCUCAUCUUCAUCCCCAUCAACAACAUCAUCGUCGGAUCUGGUUGAGGGACAUGGAGGACACGGAAAUUCGGAAAUUGAGACUCUCCUCUACAAUCGAAAUCAGUAAUCCACACAAUGGGUUAUCUGUGAUAAAUGUUUAAUUUCUGUAGUUUCUACUUUCUUCCUCUUUUCUUCAGUGGUAGCUUUAUGUCAGCAAUGCUUGUAAUCGUCUUAAACAUUAGAUGGUUUUAUCUGUAGCCUCAGUUAGAUUCUCUCCAGUUUUCUCCUCUUUCUCCCUCUUUUUUUUAAAAAAAAUUAAAUCCCAGAAUGCUUGUAAACUUCUUAAGCAUCUAUGAAUUAUACCGCGAUCAUAUUCGAGGAGGAA
Asparagus officinalis (garden asparagus) is the source of this 664-nucleotide messenger RNA. Its product is annotated as protein transport protein Sec61 subunit gamma-like. The transcript has 3 exons. Gene Ontology annotation, biological process: post-translational protein targeting to membrane, translocation; protein targeting. Bases 136 to 345 code for a protein of 69 amino acids. Gene Ontology annotation, cellular component: membrane; Ssh1 translocon complex. The record is from RefSeq and is a predicted model, not a curated record. Gene Ontology annotation, molecular function: transmembrane protein transporter activity. NCBI's taxonomy places the organism in Eukaryota, Viridiplantae, Streptophyta, Magnoliopsida, Asparagales, Asparagaceae.